Molecule: messenger RNA, 1449 nt
Organism: Solanum pennellii
Lineage: Eukaryota; Viridiplantae; Streptophyta; Magnoliopsida; Solanales; Solanaceae
Exons: 2
Coding region: 11-688 (225 amino acids)
Source: RefSeq, a predicted model, not a curated record
AAGUCAGAUUAUGAUGCUUGAUCCAGCACCAGGUGUAAACAAAGCUUAUUCUCUUAUGAUGGCUGAAGAAAGUCAGAGAAUCCUUGGUAAAUCGAGCACAACAGGGAGUGAUAACUCUGUUUCAGCUAAUGUUGGUGGAAUAAAUGAGACUAUGGCAUUUUUUAGCAAUGGUAAAGGACACAUGCUAAGAUCAGGAUCUACUUCACAGUCAGUGUCUAAUCCUCCUAUGGGAGCUGGUUUUAGAUCUAAUCAGAAACAAUUUAACAGUAAUAACACUCUUUACUGUGAUUAUUGUAACUGGAAGGGUCAUGUUCGAGCUAAUUGUUACAAUUUACAUGGAUAUCCUGCUGAUUGGAAAGGUAAAAGGAGAAACAAUACUGCUUCUGUUUCAGCUAAUCAUGUAGGAUUCAACAAUACUCCUGGUUUGCCUAUGCAUCAUCAAAAUACAACUAAUGAGUCUUGUUCCUCUAAGGUUCAACCUACUGUAUCUUCUGGUGUUUUCUCUCAACAGCAGCAGUUACACUCUCAUCAACAACAAUUUCAUCCUCAUUUCUCUCCACAACAGUAUAUGCAGCUUUUGAAAUUGAUUGAGCUAGAGAAUGUCAAGAAUAAUUGUGAUAAUGCUACUGCACAUGCUUCAGGACCUCUCAAAUGGGAAUGUGAGGGGGACUGGCACACUGGAGAAUGAUCUAUAUGUGAUUCAUGUUGAUACUCAGUUCAAGACUCAGGGAACUCAAAUAAAGUCUCAGCAAACUCAAGCUACAACUGCUAAUGUAGUUUCUUCUCAUAGAACUUCAAAUUUGACUCUGUGGCAUCAAAGAUUGGGUCACUUACCUGUUAGUGUACUAAGAACACUUAGUUGUUGCAAGCAUAUGUCUUCUUCCUUUAUUGAUAUAUGUACUGUUUGUCCUCUUGCUAAGCAAGUCAGAGUACCUUUUCCUUUAAGUACCACUACUACACCAGCUUGUUUUCAUACAUUACAUGCUGAUGUAUGGGGUCCCUAUCGAGUUCCUACUCAUGACAAUAAAAGAUAUUUUCUUACUUUGGUAGAUGAUUACUCUAGAUAUACUUGGGUGUUUCUGUUGAACUCUAAGUCAGAGGUUAUUGUAGCCUUACAAAACUUAUUUCAAAUGCUUGGCAAUGUUUUUUCUAGCACUAUCAAAGUGUUGAGAUCUGAUAAUGGUUGUGAGUUUAUCAAUUCUCAAGUUUCUGCUUUACUUACAACAUUGGGUAUAUUGCAUCAGAGUUCUUGUACUUAUACUCCACAGCAAAAUGGGGUUGUCGAAAGAAAACAUAGACGUAUUCUUGAGAUGGCCAGGUCUUUGAGAUUUCAAUCUUAUCUUCCUCUUAAAUUUUGGGGAGAGUGUGUUCUUACUAGUGUGUAUUUAAUUACUAGGAUACCCUCUAAAAUUCUUAAGGGUAAAACUCCUCAUGAAUUGCUGUAUAACA